Balaenoptera ricei (Rice's whale) is the source of this 989-nucleotide messenger RNA. It is a transcript of the gene PCBD1, whose product is annotated as pterin-4 alpha-carbinolamine dehydratase 1. Bases 102 to 356 code for a protein of 84 amino acids. Gene Ontology annotation, molecular function: 4-alpha-hydroxytetrahydrobiopterin dehydratase activity. The record is from RefSeq and is a predicted model, not a curated record. NCBI's taxonomy places the organism in Eukaryota, Metazoa, Chordata, Mammalia, Artiodactyla, Balaenopteridae. The transcript has 4 exons. Gene Ontology annotation, biological process: tetrahydrobiopterin biosynthetic process.
GGGCGGCCCGAGCGCCGCCCCGCGCGACGGCUUCCCACUGCGCUGGGCGUCUCGCUCGUCUGCUCCGCCGCCACCAGCUGCUGCUCGCGUCCGCGCCCGGCAUGGCUGGCAAAGCACACAGGCUAAGUGCUGAGGAGAGGGACCAGCUGCUGCCAAACCUGCGGGCCGUGGGGUGGAACGAGCUGGAAGGCCGGGAUGCCAUCUUCAAGCAGUUCCAUUUCAAAGACUUCAAUCGGGCUUUUGGCUUCAUGACAAGAGUGGCUCUUCAGGCUGAGAAAUUGGACCACCAUCCUGAAUGGUUUAACGUGUACAACAAGGUCGACUGUCCGCUCCUGUUCAUUUCAUCUGCUUCCUAGGAUCGACAUAAACACCCCUAGAAAAUAUUCAGUCUCACUACAGGUUAAAGAAAAGCAAAUUGAAACACUAGUGAGACAACUUGUGGGUUAAGUAGACAUUAAGAAGGCAAAUCCUAAAGAAGGAAAGGCUGUGAGAACCAGGCAUAUUCACUGUUAAUAGCUCUAAAGGGCUGGCAUUUUCUGGAGGUAUGGAAGAAUGAAAAAGUAAUAAACUUGAACUGAGAAUACCCAUGCGCACCAAGGAGAUCAGCCUGUCUGCUGAAUGAAUGGGAACAGUCAUUAAAUGCCUAUCAUGAACCAAGAGCUAUGCUGGACUCUUUCUAAAAACAUUAAGGCUGGAAGUGAUGAUCUGUAAAUGGACAGUGUUUAGGAGUUGGUUUGGGGUCUUGUCUUUGGCUUUUAGGUUGCUCUUGAUAUUUGGAUCUUUCUUUUCUUAUCCUAUGCUGUGGUUACCAGUGUUUAUGGAGGUGUAAUAGAAGACAGUUUUGCACUGAUGUUAAAGACUCGUCAGGAAGGCAGCCCCCAGGAGAGGGGUUAGUGUCUGGUUACACUUCUUGGUGUGGCUGAGCCCAGGAGCUGGUGACUCUCUCCUGCUCUUAGGUGCAGUCGGUGGAAUCAGCUGGCCCCGAAUCU